AUGGCGUCUGCUGAUAUGAGACAGGAGCUGGUCUGUUCCAUCUGCCUGAGCAUUUAUACAGAUCCUGUAACCCUGAGAUGUGGCCACAACUUCUGCCGGGUCUGUAUUGAUCGUGUGCUGGAUACACAGGAGGGGGCUGGAGCUUAUACCUGUCCUGAGUGCAGAGCAGAGUGUCAGGAGCGUCCUGCACUGCAGAGGAACAUAACGCUGUGUAACAUAGUGGAGAGUUUCCUGUCUACUCGGCCAGAUCAGGAGGAGACUGGGAUCUUCUGCACUUACUGUGUGGACUCUCCUGUACCUGCUGCUAAAUCCUGUCUGCUGUGUGAGGCAUCUCUGUGUGAUAAACACCUGAGACUACACCAUACUUGCCUACCCUCCCGGAAUGCAAGUCACCAGAGCACGUCUUAUGUGAAUCCCACCACUGCCCUGGGGAACAGGAAAUGCUCCGUCCAUAAGAAGAUCCUGGAGUAUUACUGCACUGAGGACUCUGUCUGUAUUUGCGUGUCCUGCAGGCUGGAUGGAGAACAUCGGGGACACCUGGUGGAGAUGCUGGAUGAGGCCUCUGAGAAGAAGGAAGAGAAGCUGAGGAAUGUGCUGCAGAAACUGACCAGAAAGAGAGCGGAGGCUGAGAAAAGAGUGCAGAGUCUGCAGGAAAGCAGAAGAGAAGAUCAGGAAAUAGCAGCAGGUGUAAUAGAGACAGUCACUGCCCUGUUUAGAGACAUCAGGAGACAGCUGGAAGACCUGGAGAAGAGAGUCCUGAGUGAGAUCUCCAGGCAGGAACAGCGCGUUUCACUCUCAGUCUCUGAUCUGUUCCAGCAGCUGGAAAUAAAGAAGGACGAGCUGUCCGGGAAGAUGCGUCACAUUGAGGAGCUGUGUAACGUGUCUGAUCCAGUGACUGUCUUACAGGAACCAGACACAGGGGACUUGUGUGACACUGAGGACACAGAGAGACAUGAUACCCAGGUCCGUGGUGCAGGAGAUCUGGAUGUGGGUCUCAUCUCAGAGACAUUACACACAUUAUCUGAUAUAAUAACAGGUAUAAAUACAGGGAUCUAUGUGCAGGAGGAUACAGACAUAUUACUGGAUGUAGCCACAGCUGGUGAUACAGAGUCUGAUAUAAUGACAGGGAUAAAUAUAGGGAUCUAUGUGCAGGAGGCUACAGCCCUAUUACUGGAUGUAACCACAGCUAGUAAUAAUAUACAGAUAUCUGGUGACAGGAAAACUGCAUCCAGGUCACGUAUAAUCCAGAAUCACCCAGUAACACCAGAGAGAUUUCAGUGUGAUCAGGUAAUAAGCAGCAGGAGAUUCUCCUCAGGGAGACAUUACUGGGAGGUGGAUGUCAGUAAGUCAGUGGGGUGGAUGGUGGGGAUGUGUUACCCCAGUAUAGACAGGAGAGGAGAUCAGUUACACAUUGGAUUUAAUAACAAGUCCUGGUGUGUGUGUAGGUAUAAUAAUCAGUACUCAGUGAUACAUGACAAUAUAGUGAUCCAGUUACCUGACAAUAUCCCCUGUGACAGAGUGAGGGUAUAUCUGGAUUAUGAGGCAGGACAGAUAUCCUUCUAUUCUCUGUGUGACCCCAUCAGACACUUACACACCUACACUGCCGCCCUCACUGAGCCCCUCCAUGCUGCAUUAUGGGUAGGGGGCGGGUGUAUAACUAUAUGUGGGGGAGUCAGGAGCUGGGAGAAAUUACCAUAAAGAAUCUGCCCAGAGACUGGUGACAUCACAGGGAAGGGUAUAUGAUUGGGGGAACAUUCAGCCAAUAGAAUGAUGUAUUGGGUGUAGCUACAGCUGAGCCCCUCCCCCUGUGUAACCAUGUGACCAGUGUGUGGGUGUGUUCCCAUGUUGGUGUGUUAUGCUGGGUAUACACUGACAGACAUAUCACCCACCCAGCUGUGAUGUCAUCACCGACAUGUCUAACGGCCAAUUGGUCAGUCAGUAUACUGUAGCUUACCUUAUUGGCUGCUCUGUUGGUGUGAUGGUGUGUCAGCAGACAUGUCGCUGGGGUGUGUACCCAGCCUUAGAGAAUGUCACUAUAAAUAUAUACAUAUACAUCUCUGUGGGAUUUCUCCACCCCUGACUCACUGACAGCUGUGAUUGGCUGCAAUAUCUGUCUGUCAGCCAGUCAGUGCUACGCUUGCUCCUAUUGGCUGUAUUGGGAUGAUGUAUCCUCCUACUGGUAAUUGUAAUCCAAAACUAUGGGCCUGAUCCAUGUUUGUAUAUGUAGCCCUAGGAAAGGGUUAAUCCUAAAAUA
Messenger RNA from Pseudophryne corroboree (corroboree frog), 2254 nucleotides. Its product is annotated as E3 ubiquitin/ISG15 ligase TRIM25-like. Gene Ontology annotation, molecular function: zinc ion binding; protein binding. NCBI's taxonomy places the organism in Eukaryota, Metazoa, Chordata, Amphibia, Anura, Myobatrachidae. The record is from RefSeq and is a predicted model, not a curated record. Bases 1 to 1698 code for a protein of 565 amino acids. The transcript is spliced from 2 exons.